UGCGCGCGCGACGCUUUGUCUGCCUCACUGCACUACAAGAAGGCGGAGUGCGGCGUUGCUGUGAAGCGAAGCGAAAUCGCAGUUCCCUGGGAACUCUUCAUUUUUAGAGUAAACCGUUUCAAGAUGGAAGAAGCCAAACCAAAUGUGGCAGGUACAUUCAAGAUUUUUGUCGGCAACUUGGCUGAUAAAACAACAGCGGAAGAGUUACGACCACACUUUGAGAAAUAUGGCAAAGUAGUGGAGUGUGAUGUAGUGAAGAAUUAUGGGUUUGUGCAUAUGGAGAAAGAUGAUCAAGGAAGAGAGGCCAUUCAGAACUUGAACGGCCUGAUGCUUGAUGGCAAUGCCAUUAAAGUUGAAGCUGCUACUAGCCGCAAAGGUCCUGCAUCUCAAACAACCAAGGUCUUUAUUGGCAAUCUGACAGACAACACCAAAUCUGCUGAAAUCCGUGAAUUGUUUUCCAAGUUUGGUACCGUGGUGGAGUGUGAUAUUGUUCGGAAUUAUGGAUUUGUGCAUAUGGAGUCUACUGAUAAUGUUGCCGGAGCGGUGAAGGAGUUGAAUGGGCAGAUUGUAGAUGGACAGCCCUUAAAAGUGCAAAUGUCAACCAGCCGCGUACGUCAAAGACCUGGAAUGGGAGAUGCUGAGCAAUGUUAUCGCUGUGGUAGGGGAGGACACUGGUCCAAGGAGUGCACCAAAGGGAUGAGAAAUGGUUUUAGGGGCCCAAUGUUUGGUCGCGAGCCCUACCCCCCACCACCACCUCCACCACCUUUCAUUCGCGACCGGAUGUUUGGAAUGAGGGAGAGCUACUAUGAUGGCAUGUAUGACCGUCCUCGUUAUGACGAGCGAGACCUGUUUGAACGCCGUGGUUAUCCUGAUAUGUCAAGAGCACGGGCUGACUAUCUUGCUCCCCCCUUGCCACGCCGUGACAUGCCUCCUCUUCCAACCCUGGGAACUCGCCGGGAGCCAGGCUAUGACCGACCAUCGGCGGCUUAUGAAGGAUUUACUCGUCGAUCUCCUCCUGCAGCUCCACGCUUUGGCUCGACCUCGCGCUACGCACCGUAUUGAUUCGAGUCGCGGUUCGCCGUGCCUUUCUGAUCGUGGCGUCGCGGUACCGAACGAGGAAAUGCAAGUCGCGGCAAGGCGUUUUGUGGAGGUCGGAAGCCUCGAUGGGAUACUUCGUCAAACUUCAAAGUCUUCUUCCAUAGCCAUUUUUGGCAUCUUCCCAUAUGCUUUGUUUUAUUUUGAACGAUUUAGACAAGGACUCUUAUUUGGGAAGAAAUAAGUUGAUAUUCAUGGUUUCAACGGAACUAGCACAUAAGGGAGUGCAUAAUUUAAGUACCUGGUUGUCCUGUGCGUGUUUAAUUUAACAAAUAUUUGACAACCACUGAAUUUUUUUAACAACUCAUUUAUAUUGAGUUAGUGAUAUAUUGAUUGCUGCAAUAUAGUUAAGGUUAUUUAUCAGAAAAUAUCAGUACAAUGCUGUAGGUAGGAGAGAUGUCCUUUAUUAUGUAAGAUUUUUUAAUUUUAUGACGCUAUGGAGAUGUGUAGCUAUCAAUCAUAUGUCUUUUCUACAAUCGCUGAGCAGAAUGUUGAAUGCUUUAAGAUCAUUUUAUUGUUUAUAUCAAGAGGCUAGACUUAUCUUUUUUGCUGCACAUAGCAUCUAUAUUUUCUAUGGUAAAUCAAAUGUAAACAGUGGAAUACCAUAUCUACUCUAUGGUAGUGGUCCUUUCAUCUGGAAGGUGUAGCUGUUAUCUUAAAAGAUAAACAUUAACUAAUCUUGAUUUGACAACUUCCUUUUUGUUUGUGAUUAUGUUUGAAUGAAAGUAAUAUCCAUAGUGUUCACUGGCAACAUACUACUUUGGGGUUUAUUAUACAAAAUUUUUAUCUAAUGGCGAAUUAUGCCUCAAUUUGUGGUGAAUACUUGGCAGUAAGAUGUGGCUUGCUGGUACAUUUGAAUGUUGCUUACUAGAAUAAAAUCAUUCUGGCAAACAUUUGUUAUUUUUCAUCCAUACCAUGUCUGGAACCUUUGCCUUGCAUUUGGGAAAAAAGCAUGGAAGCUGGUUUGAAUGGUGUCCCGGUUGUAUUAUAUUUUGGUAUCAUUUGGGUAGCUUUUUUUGCUUGCUUGGGAUGCUUAGUCCUCAUUAAAUGCAAAGUUAAACAAUUGAGCAGGGGCAAGCCUACAACUCCAAUUUGAUUUUACCCUGAGGUGAAAAUUUGGCAGGUAUAAUAAUUCUUAUUACUUUGUGUUGCUAGUAAAAUUCGAUCACAUUCAUGUUAAUUUUCUUCAAGAUGUCAUCAGAAAGGUAAAGGAAAAUGUCUGACACAGAGGCUUCCUUGUCCAAACUGAGAAUUUUAUCAAUAAAAGAAAAAUUUUCA
Frankliniella occidentalis (western flower thrips) is the source of this 2373-nucleotide messenger RNA. It is a transcript of the gene lark, whose product is annotated as RNA-binding protein lark. NCBI's taxonomy places the organism in Eukaryota, Metazoa, Arthropoda, Insecta, Thysanoptera, Thripidae. The transcript has 7 exons. Gene Ontology annotation, cellular component: cytosol. Gene Ontology annotation, molecular function: zinc ion binding; mRNA binding. The coding region runs from base 124 to 1062 and encodes 312 amino acids. The record is from RefSeq and is a predicted model, not a curated record.